GCCGCCCCCCCGCGCCCCUCCCGGCCCCCCCAGAGCACCAGCAGCCAUUUCAUCUCCACCACCACCACCACCAAGUAGGCGCAAAAAAUGGCAGAAAUGGAGAAAGAAGGGAGACCUCCCGAAAAUAAAAGGAGCAGGAAGCCGGCUCACCCGGUGAAGCGGGAGAUCAACGAGGAGAUGAAGAACUUUGCUGAAAACACUAUGAAUGAGCUCCUUGGCUGGUAUGGUUAUGAUAAGGUAGAACUGAAAGAUGGAGAAGAUAUUGAAUUCAGGAACUACUCAGCAGAUGGGGAAAGCCGCCAGCACAUUUCUGUUCUCAAAGAAAAUUCUUUGCCAAAACCAAAAUUACCUGAGGACAGUGUUAUUUCACCGUACAAUAUAAACCCAAGCUACCCAGGGCUUGCCACAGGAAAUGGACUAUCAGACUCACCAGCAGGGUCGAAGGAUCAUGGGAAUGUACCUAUAAUUGUCCCAUUAAUUCCACCACCUUUCAUAAAGCCACCAGCAGAAGAUGAUGUGUCAAAUGUACAAAUAAUGUGUGCCUGGUGCCAGAAAGUUGGAAUCAAGCGCUAUUCCCUGAGUAUGGGAAGUGAAGUGAAAUGCUUCUGCAGCGAGAAGUGCUUUGCAGCUUGCCGAAGAGCAUAUUUCAAGAGAAACAAGGCUAGAGAUGAAGAUGGACAUGCUGAAAAUUUUCCCCAGCAGCACUAUGCUAAGGAAACUCCAAGACUUGCCUUCAAGAAUAACUGCGAACUACUUGUAUGUGACUGGUGUAAGCACAUAAGACACACAAAAGAGUAUCUGGAUUUUGGGGACGGGGAAAGAAGGCUUCAGUUCUGCAGUGCAAAAUGUCUCAAUCAGUACAAAAUGGACAUUUUCUACAAAGAGACACAGGCCAAUCUUCCAGCUGGACUGUGCAGUACAUUACAUCCUCCAGUCGAAAAUAAAGCAGAAGGCACUGGGGUGCAGCUGCUGACUCCAGAUUCUUGGAAUAUACCGCUAGCAGAUGCUCGGAGAAAAGCCCCAUCCCCAGCGUCUGCAGCUGGCCAAAUUCAAGGACCUGGACCAUCAGCGUCUACCACUGCCUCUCCGUCUGACACUGCCAACUGCUCUGUCACUAAAAUCCCCACGCCAGUUCCCAAACCUAUUCCCAUCAGUGAGAAUCCAAAUAUUCCACCAGUUUCUGUCCAGCCACCUGCUAGCAUUGUGCCUCCAAUUGGUGUCCCUCCUCGCAGUCCUCCCAUGGUGAUGACAAACCGUGGGCCAGUUCCUCUGCCCAUAUUCAUGGAACAGCAAAUUAUGCAGCAAAUCCGUCCACCGUUUAUUCGUGGGCCACCUCACCAUGCCUCAAAUCCUAACAGCCCUCUAUCAAAUCCAAUGAUUCCUGGAAUUGGUCCCCCACCAGGUGGUCCCAGAAAUAUGGGUCCCACCUCUAGCCCCAUGCACAGGCCAAUGCUUUCCCCCCAUAUCCAUCCUCCCACAACACCUACCAUGCCUGGGAAUCCUCCUGGCUUGUUGCCACCUCCCCCUCCCGGGGCUCCUUUGCCCAGUCUUCCUUUCCCCCCUGUCAGCAUGAUGCCAAAUGGUCCUAUGCCUAUGCCACAGAUGAUGAACUUCGGAUUGCCAUCCCUCGCCCCACUGGUGCCACCCCCAACUCUACUAGUGCCAUAUCCUGUCAUUGUCCCUUUGCCCGUUCCCAUCCCCAUUCCCAUCCCCAUCCCUCACAUCAACGACUCCAAACCCCCUAACGGCUUCUCCAGCAAUGGUGAAAGCUUCAUUCCGAGUACCUCCAGCGAGACGCCUGGGGCAAAGCCAACCAAUAGCUCUUCAUCCCCUCGAGAGUCAAAGCAAGGAUCAUCCAAAUCCUCUGACUCAUCACCGAGCUGCUCAGGCCAGUCCCUUAAUCAAGCUAAAGUGCUUCAGGAGCACAGUAAAAAUGAAGUUGUUGAUUUGACUGUCAGACCUAGUAGUCCAGCGAACAGUAAAUUUGGUUUCCCCAGCGUGCUGCAGGGUCCACAGGACGGUGUGAUAGACCUAACAGUGGGCCACCGGUCUAGGCUGCACAAUGUCAUCCACAGGGCUCUGCACGCCCAGGUGAAAGUUGAACGUGAACCUAACAGUGUUGUAAAUUUGGCUUUUGGUAGCUCAGACAAAAGGAACUGCAGUGACUGCAGGGACAACUGCAGCCCGGUUGACUCAAAAACGUUACCGUGCAGUGACGGAGCUCACUGCUGUCCCAUCUCCUUGGCCUCUGGCACGCCAGGACUGGAAGCUGGCGCAGCGGUGUGCAACGUCAUUGUGAAUGGCACAAAGAGCACAGAGGGUUCCAAGAACCCGGAGCCGCCCCAGGAGCCGAAAAAGCCCCAGUCCCCGGAGGAGCUGGCGGUGAGCGAGCUGGAGUCCGUGAAGGAGAACAACUGCGCCUCGAACUGCCACCUCGAGGGAGAGGCUGGCAAGAAGGCUGGGGAUGAGCCCCUGGCUGGGGGAGACAAACAGGACCCAAACCUUAACAAUCCAGCAGACGAGGACCACGCGUAUGCUUUGAGGAUGCUGCCCAAGACAGGCUGCGUGAUCCAGCCUGUGCCAAAACCAGCAGAAAAGACUGCUAUUGCGCCGUGCAUUAUCUCAACGCCAAUGCUCAGCACAGGGCCAGAGGAUCUGGAGCCACCAUUGAAAAGGAGGUGUCUCCGAAUUCGAAAUCAGAAUAAGUAAAGGAGCGCUCACUGACAGGGUACCUUGCAUGGAGAAAGGGAGCAGAGCAAACCACGUCACUGCACCGAAUGACACCAGCUGGUCCGCUCACCACCCCUCCAGCUGAAAGUCCAGCAAAGAGAGAGCUUCCUGACAUGAAGC
Molecule: messenger RNA, 2850 nt
Organism: Melospiza melodia melodia
Lineage: Eukaryota; Metazoa; Chordata; Aves; Passeriformes; Passerellidae
Gene: SOBP
Product: sine oculis binding protein homolog
Exons: 7
Coding region: 88-2709 (873 amino acids)
Biological process (GO): animal organ development; inner ear morphogenesis
Cellular component (GO): nucleus
Source: RefSeq, a predicted model, not a curated record